UCAAAUCCAAGUGAAAAAAGACAAUAAUAAUAAUAGUGAACAAAUAUAGGUUGAAGAAGCAAGCACCACUGUUAAUACCCUAAUUGGAAGAGUUUCAGUUUCACCUCCUUUUCUCGUCUCCAGCAUCACAGAGGCUAGUCUUCCUGUCAUCACAAACAAUGGCUGAUGGUCAAGAAUCAGACAAGAACAUUGAGAUAUGGAAGAUCAAGAAAUUGAUCAAGGCAUUGGAAGCUGCUAGAGGUAACGGUACCAGCAUGAUUUCCCUGAUCAUGCCUCCACGUGAUCAAAUAUCUCGAGUCACUAAGAUGUUAGGAGAUGAAUUUGGAACUGCUUCAAACAUCAAAAGUAGGGUGAACCGACAGUCAGUGCUGGGAGCCAUUACCUCUGCUCAGCAGAGGUUGAAACUAUAUAACAAGGUCCCUCCAAAUGGGUUGGUUCUUUACACAGGAACCAUCGUCACUGAAGAUGGCAAGGAAAAGAAGGUGACAAUUGAUUUUGAACCUUUCAAGCCUAUCAAUGCAUCAUUGUACCUCUGUGAUAACAAGUUUCACACAGAAGCUCUGAAUGAACUUUUAGAAUCUGAUGACAAGUUUGGUUUCAUUGUUAUGGAUGGAAAUGGUACCCUUUUUGGGACCUUAAGUGGAAACACUCGUGAGGUGCUUCACAAAUUUACUGUUGAUCUUCCAAAGAAGCACGGUAGAGGAGGUCAAUCAGCUUUGCGUUUUGCUCGUCUUAGGAUGGAAAAACGGCACAACUAUGUAAGAAAAACUGCAGAACUUGCUACUCAGUUUUUCAUCAAUCCUGCAACCAGUCAACCUAAUGUUUCUGGACUUAUACUGGCUGGUUCUGCUGACUUCAAGACUGAGCUGAGUCAGUCCGACAUGUUUGACCCUCGGUUGCAAGCAAAAAUAUUGAAUGUGGUGGAUGUUUCUUAUGGUGGGGAAAAUGGAUUCAAUCAAGCUAUUGAGUUAUCUGCCGAGAUUUUGUCAAAUGUGAAGUUCAUUCAAGAGAAACGCUUGAUAGGGAAAUAUUUUGAGGAGAUCAGUCAGGACACUGGGAGAUAUGUCUUUGGGGUUGAUGACACUCUGAAGGCACUGGAGAUGGGUGCAGUGGAAACACUCAUUGUGUGGGAAAAUUUGGAUAUUAAUAGGUAUGUGCUGAAAAACAGUGUCACUGGUGAGAUUGUCAUAAAGCACUUGGGCAAGGACCAAGAGACUAAUCAAAGCAACUUCCGUGAUGCAGCAACCUCUGCAGAGUUGGAAGUUCAGGAGAAGAUGCCCUUGCUUGAGUGGUUUGCCAAUGAGUACAAACGAUUUGGAUGCUCCCUGGAAUUUGUUACCAACAAAUCUCAGGAAGGGUCACAGUUCUGCAGAGGGUUUGGUGGCAUUGGUGGAAUUCUUCGGUACCAACUUGACAUAAGAUCAUUUGAUGAGUUAUCUGAUGAGGGAGAAGUGUCUGAUUCUGAUUACUGAUCAGUUACAGCAGGAUCAUUACUUUGUUUUGGAUUAUUAGGGCCUCUCCAAGCACGACUUGGAUAUUAAUUAUGGUUUUAAGACUUUGACUUUACCUUUUUUAUUGUUUUUGAUCGUAUGAUGUGUAUCACUUUUUUCCUUUUAAGCCUCAUACAAUUUCCCUUUUUGUUAGUCAAUGUAUGGUUAUGGCAACUCUGCCAGAUUGUUCGUUGAUUCGACCAGUAAGAGCCCUCUGGAAACUCAUACUUUUGCAACAUUUCUUGGUUA
This is a messenger RNA of Vigna radiata var. radiata (mung bean), 1739 nucleotides long. Its product is annotated as eukaryotic peptide chain release factor subunit 1-3. Gene Ontology annotation, biological process: cytoplasmic translational termination. NCBI's taxonomy places the organism in Eukaryota, Viridiplantae, Streptophyta, Magnoliopsida, Fabales, Fabaceae. The record is from RefSeq and is a predicted model, not a curated record. The transcript has 2 exons. Gene Ontology annotation, molecular function: translation release factor activity, codon specific; sequence-specific mRNA binding. Gene Ontology annotation, cellular component: cytosol; translation release factor complex. Bases 159 to 1472 code for a protein of 437 amino acids.